Molecule: messenger RNA, 300 nt
Organism: Mycena citricolor
Lineage: Eukaryota; Fungi; Basidiomycota; Agaricomycetes; Agaricales; Mycenaceae
Source: the annotation of a GenBank genome assembly
CGAGCAGCCCCUAUGUUUUGUUGGUGCUUGACCAAAUGGUGGCAGCGAGUCAACAAAUCUUGUUGAUGUACGACAUCAGACAAGAUGCACGCGUCGAUGCAGCGGUUCUUCAGGCGGGAAGCUUUGACCGGAACCGAACUGGGCAGACCCGUAGAAAGAAAUCACAUUGCGAAUGUGGGGAGAAAAGAUUUCUCUCUCGUAAGUAUACCUUUCGAGGGCCAAAUUUUGUCCAGAAACUGGCGAUGGCCCAUCUCCGGGGUUUUUUUUUUUUGACCUCAAUCCUGGCGUAACUGUCCGGCC